AUGCCACUUGUCGCCCCGAUCUCAGCUGCCGCCGGGGAUUCAGCGGACACGGCAUCCGCCACUGCGCCGGUGGUGGUUUGGCUGCGGAACGAACUGCGGCUUUGCGACAACCCAUUGCUGCAACGGGGGCUCCAGCUGGCUAAAGGCAACCUGCAGCUAGUGGUGUGCUUAGAUCCCCGUGAGUUUCAGGCGACCACCGCCUUUGGAAGCCCCAAGGUCGGAGAGCUGCGAAAGCGCUUCGUAGAGGAGUGCCUGUGCGACCUCCGGCGGCGUGUGGCUGAAAGAGGCUCGAGGCUGUUGGUCCAGCAAAAGGCACCAGAAGAGGUGCUGCCAGCAUUGGUCUCGGAGGGCUCAACUGUACUGGUCACGGCGCAAGUCUGUUCGGAGGACAUCGCUGGGGCGGCGCAAUAG
Messenger RNA from Durusdinium trenchii, 411 nucleotides. The record is from the annotation of a GenBank genome assembly. NCBI's taxonomy places the organism in Eukaryota, Dinophyceae, Suessiales, Symbiodiniaceae.